This is a messenger RNA of Sardina pilchardus (European sardine), 2183 nucleotides long. RefSeq names its product 5-aminoimidazole-4-carboxamide ribonucleotide formyltransferase/IMP cyclohydrolase (gene atic). The transcript is spliced from 15 exons. Lineage: Eukaryota; Metazoa; Chordata; Actinopteri; Clupeiformes; Clupeidae. Gene Ontology annotation, cellular component: cytosol. Gene Ontology annotation, biological process: 'de novo' IMP biosynthetic process. The record is from RefSeq and is a predicted model, not a curated record. Gene Ontology annotation, molecular function: IMP cyclohydrolase activity; phosphoribosylaminoimidazolecarboxamide formyltransferase activity. Bases 114 to 1889 code for a protein of 591 amino acids.
GAUAAAUCUUUCGCAUUUCAUCCACGUGUUUCCACCAUAGACAGUAGGUUUCCACACACUAUCAAAGACACCAGCCACCACCAGGGAUACAUCAUCCAGUGCCAACAUUCGCCAUGGCUUGCUCUGAACUUGCGUUGCUCAGUGUGUCGGAUAAAACUGGUUUGUUGGACUUCGCCAAACGUCUUGUGUCUGUGGGUCUAUCCUUGGUGGCAUCGGGUGGCACGGCCAAAGCCUUGCGUGAUGCUGGACUACAUGUCAGGGAUGUCUCGGAACUGACUGGCUUCCCCGAGAUGCUGGGUGGGAGGGUGAAGACGCUUCAUCCUGCUGUUCACGGAGGCAUUUUAGCCAGACACACCCCCUCUGAUAAAGCUGACAUGGACAAACUGGGCUUUAGCCUUGUGAGAGUGGUUGUGUGCAAUUUGUACCCAUUUGUGAAGACCAUCUCAGUGCCUGAUGUAACUGUCGAAGCCGCUGUAGAGCAAAUUGACAUCGGUGGAGUGACACUUCUCCGAGCAGCUGCCAAGAACCAUGCCAGAGUCACUAUUGUCUGUGACCCAGCUGACUAUGACCUGGUGGCUGUGGAGAUGGAGGGCUCAGAUGGCAAAGAUACAACCUUGGAGACUCGCAAAACGCUGGCUUUGAAGGCCUUCACACACACGGCACAGUAUGACGACGCCAUCGCUGACUACUUCCGGAGGGAGUACAGUCGUGGCGUAUCCCAGCUGCCCCUGCGCUAUGGCAUGAACCCCCACCAGGCGCCUGCCCAGCUGUACACCUUGCGCCCAUCUCUGCCCAUAACAGUGGUAAAUGGAUCUCCAGGCUUUAUUAAUCUGUGCGAUGCCCUCAACGCCUGGCAGUUGGUGAAGGAGCUGAAGAAUGCUCUGGGCAUGCCAGCUGCUACGUCUUUCAAGCACGUCAGUCCUGCAGGUGCUGCAGUAGGAGUGGCUCUGACGGAGGAAGAGGCGAAGGUGUGCAUGGUGAACGAUAUGCUGCAGGACCUCACGCCACUAGCCACCGCUUACGCCCGCGCCAGAGGGUCUGACAGGAUGUCAUCUUUUGGAGAUUUCAUCGCCCUCUCUGACACCUGCGAUGUCGCAACCGCCAAAAUCAUCUCCAGAGAGGUUUCUGAUGGGAUCGUUGCCCCUGGCUACGAAGAGGAGGCCCUCCGGAUUCUCUCCAAGAAGAAGAACGGCAACUACUGUGUACUUCAGAUGGACCCGUCCUAUGAGCCGGAUGAGACUGAGGUCCGGGUCCUCUUUGGCCUCCAUCUCAAGCAGAAGCGAAACGGAGCCAACAUCGACAAGGAGCUUUUCAACAACGUUGUCUCCCAGGGCAAGUUGUCCGAGAGGGCUCUGCGUGACCUCAUCGUGGCGAGCAUUGCUGUGAAGUACACACAGUCCAACUCUGUAUGCUACGCCAAGGAUGGACAGGUGAUUGGAAUAGGCGCUGGUCAACAGUCUCGUAUCCACUGCACGCGUCUGGCCGGGGACAAGGCUGACAACUGGUGGCUGAGACGCCACCCUCGUGUCCUCAACAUGAAGUUCAGAAGCGGCGUCAAGCGUGCAGAGAUGGCCAACGCCAUCGACCAGUUCGUCAGCGGGACCAUCGGAGAGGGCCCAGACCUGGAUGCGUGGAAGGCCAUGUUUGAGGAGGUUCCUGAGCAGCUGUCUGAGACGGAGCGCAAGAACUGGCUCAGCUCCCUGCAGGCAGUCGCGCUGAGCUCUGAUGCCUUCUUCCCCUUCAGGGACAACGUGGACCGGGCCAAACGGAGUGGUGUCGAGUACAUCGCAGCCCCCUCCGGUUCCACAGCUGAUGAGGUGGUGAUCAACGCGUGCAACGAGCUUGGCAUCACCCUGGUGCACACCAAGCUCCGCCUUUUCCACCACUAGCUCCUGACACCAACUCCUUGCAGACCAUUUCUAAUACCCCUUAAUAUCUCAUCUCAAGCCUGCGCAAGUUACUGAUUGAAUGGGCUUCUGACUGAAAGCCAGAAGAUGUCUAAUGCAUUACAUAGUGGUUCCCCAUUGACACUACAUCAUUGUUACAACUCCCAGUGCAAAUAGAACGCACACUCCUAUGCAUUCCACUUGGACUUGUUAUUCUUAAAUGUUUCCAGUAGCACUGCCAAGUCUAACCUCUUAAGCCUCCUCCAGAAAUAAUAAAUAGUUGAUUUCUUGACUAAA